Raphanus sativus (radish) is the source of this 564-nucleotide messenger RNA. RefSeq lists its product as uncharacterized. Lineage: Eukaryota; Viridiplantae; Streptophyta; Magnoliopsida; Brassicales; Brassicaceae. The transcript has a single exon. The record is from RefSeq and is a predicted model, not a curated record. The coding region runs from base 1 to 564 and encodes 187 amino acids.
AUGGAGGUUCAAAGAAAGAAGUUGAGAGUGGAUGCUGAGGAUGUAAACAUAUGUAGAUGUGGCUCAGGGUAUAAGCAAAAAUUUUCGAUUCAUGAUACUUGGUGGCUGCUACGAAGUACGAGGGAGAAAUGUAGUUGGUCAAGAAGUAUCUGGUUCCCGGGGGCAACUCCUAAAUUUGCUUUUGUUGCCUGGCUUGCUGCUAGUAACAGACUGUCAACUAUGAAUAGGAUAACACAGUGGGAUCCAGGAGCAGUAGCGACUUGUGUGCUCUGCAAGAGGGAGCCAGAGACUAAAAACCUCUUAUUCUUUGAGUGCUCUUUUUCGUCUCAGGUUUGGGAAUAUCUAACGAAAGGGAUAUUGCUCAGUGAUUAUACAAAUGUCUGGGCGAACAUUUUGGAGGUCAUUUCUGAUGAAAGUAUAGAGGAGAAGAAAAGGUUCUGUUUGAGAUAUGCUCUGCAGUCUGCGUUGCAUGUUAUAUGGAGGGAGAGAAAUAAGAUAAAGCAUGAGGAGAAACCAAUGCUAGUUGGGGCUGUCAUGAAAAUGGUAGAGAAAGGUAAAUGGUAG